CUCAUUUUGACUGAUGAUAAACUUCACUCAAGAUAGACUCUUGAGGCAUAUGAAGAGGCUUUUUUCAUUGGAAUAUGAUGGUCCGGGCCGCUGCCGUUAGAAUCAUCCAAUAAAAUGGACCCUCAGCCGAAGAGACGGAAAUCCUCUGCUCAAACACCAUCAAGUCAAAGAAUGGCCAAGCCAAAGCCUAAAGGUGACCGAGAACACUUCGGCCCACUCACUCACACUUAUUCACCCACUGAAUUGGGUUGGGUGGUACCCCUCUUCGAAGAUCCUGGUCGAGAAGGGUCCAUAUGAAAAUCUCAAAGUUGGAAAGAAGAAGCAAUUGAGGGACCAUUGAUAGUGUAUAGUUG
Fusarium redolens is the source of this 353-nucleotide messenger RNA. RefSeq lists its product as uncharacterized. Bases 115 to 297 code for a protein of 60 amino acids. The transcript has a single exon. NCBI's taxonomy places the organism in Eukaryota, Fungi, Ascomycota, Sordariomycetes, Hypocreales, Nectriaceae. The record is from RefSeq and is a predicted model, not a curated record.